Molecule: messenger RNA, 1953 nt
Organism: Hydra vulgaris (swiftwater hydra)
Lineage: Eukaryota; Metazoa; Cnidaria; Hydrozoa; Anthoathecata; Hydridae
Source: RefSeq, a predicted model, not a curated record
AUGGAAACAUACAAAAAGCGUCAAACAUUUAUUUCUUUUAAAAGAAACUUAGUAUCUGGAACACCCGCUGAGAAAAAACUAAAAACUUAUGACAGAAAGCUACAAUUACAAACAGCUAAUAAAUGGAAAGUCUCUACGCUUGCAAAAUAUAAUGCUUAUGAUUGGCUUGAAAUUGAAAGCGUUGACGGAAUAGUUACAGCUAAAAUGCAAACAAAAGAAGAACUAUCGCUUUGCCUAUACCCAAAAAUAAUUCAAUUAGAAGAGAAACAUGGUGUAGUUUUUGGUCAGGCUUAUAAAAAGGAAAACACAUGCGGAGUAUUUAUUGACUACAUUGCUCUUAGUUUAGCAAUAGAUCUCAAAAAUAAACUAAAUACUCGAAAUUUUUUCACUAUUUUAAUUGACGGUUCUAACGACGUUUCAAUUAAGGAAAAAGAAGCUAUAUUUGCCGUUACUUUUAAUCCGGCUCCAACUGGAAAAUCUGAAGUAAACGUUGAAUGUGAUUUUCUUUCACUUUUGGAUGUUGAGUAUGGAACUUCGCACGGAGUUUUCAACACCAUAAAAAAGUCACUCGAGAAUAUAGAAAUCGUAAAUUGCAAUAAAAAACUAGUUGGAUUUGGUGCGGAUGGCGCAUCCGUUAACAGAGGGAGCAAGUCGGGCGUUAAAAUGUUGCUCAAGGCUGAAGUCCCCUGGAUCACGUUUGGCUGGUGUGUAGCACAUCGUCUCGAGUUAUCAUUAAAAGAAAAAUUAGGAAAAACAGCCUCAUUCAAUGACGUUGAUUACACGAUUUUAAAAAUGCAUUACAUUUACAAAAAAUCCCCCAAAAAGUUAAGACAGUUGGGUGAACUCGUUUCUAUUUUAGAAGAUGAUGAAUAUAACAUUGGUGGUUACCGACCUAAGAAAGCCUCCGGUACACGAUGGAUUUCACAUAAAGUUCAGGCUUUAGAAAUGAUUUUAGAUAAAUACGGUGUUUAUUUAACACAUCUGGAAAAUAUGACUGAAGAUAUAACAUUUACCAAUGCUGAAAGAGCUAAGUUUAAAGGAUACCACAAAAAGUGGAUACAUGCUAGAAUGCCCCUUUAUAUCGCGUUGUUUAUUGAGAUUUUAGCACCAGCAAAGAUGUUGUCAAAAUGUUUUCAAAGUGAUGAGAUAGAUGUGUUGGCUUCAUCAGGGUUUGUUCAACAAGCUGAAAGCAAUUUAAAUCAUAUUCAAAAAACAAAGUUUAUUAAUUUGCCAACAGUAAAACGUUUUCUUGCCAAAGUGACUGAAAAAGAAGGAAAGUUUUAUUUCCAGGGUGUUGCACUUAACGACUUUGUAAAUGCUAAACAUUUAGUAAAAAAGUCUAAAUCUAUUCAUAUCGAGUUGGUAACAAAUUCGAUCAUAGAGCGUUUGGAAACAAGCGAUACUAUUACUGAUAUAGCGCCGUUGCGACAUGCUGGUUUUGCAGGAACUGUAAAUGGUGUUUUGGAUGCUUGGCAUAGCUUGGUAAACUACACUGUAAAAUAUUUAGCACCACAUAAUACCGGCUAUCGUAAGUUAUGGCAUCAAAUUUUUUCUAGCUCAAUGAAAAAUGAAUGGGUUCCGGUUUUACUUAUUGUCGAACUAUUAUUUACUUUGCCUGUUUCUAAUGCGAAAGUUGAACGCCUUUUUUCACUAAUGAAUAGAGUAAAAACGGAUACAAGAAACUCUCUGAAAGAGAAACGUUUAGAAAAUUUAAUUCGAGCCUGCUAUGGGGAACUCGCUGCAGCUCUAGAUCGAACAAAAAUGUCAGACUGCAAGGCUGUUUUUGUUAUAGCAGAAACUUCCAAAAGCUUAGGACAGAAUAUCAAUGAAUUUGCUCUUAACAGAGACUCAAUUCGCCGGCACAGAUUGGAACACAGAGUCCAGAGAUCUGCAAAUAUAAAAGCCAAGUUUCGGGAUAACGUUCCUCUUGUUGUUCACUGGGACGCAAACUGA